This is a messenger RNA of Cadophora gregata, 2222 nucleotides long. It is a transcript of the gene EXO70, whose product is annotated as exocyst complex component exo70. Gene Ontology annotation, biological process: exocytosis. Gene Ontology annotation, cellular component: exocyst. The transcript is spliced from 4 exons. Bases 6 to 1916 code for a protein of 636 amino acids. The record is from RefSeq and is a predicted model, not a curated record. Gene Ontology annotation, molecular function: phosphatidylinositol-4,5-bisphosphate binding. NCBI's taxonomy places the organism in Eukaryota, Fungi, Ascomycota, Leotiomycetes, Helotiales, Ploettnerulaceae.
AGUCGAUGAUGGCAGUCGGUCUGGGCACGAGACAAGCUGCUGAUGAGGAGGCCAGGGCUGAGGUUGAGGUUCUCAACAGCAGGCUGGAGAAGACUCGAGUAUUGAACACCAAAUUAUCCGCAUCUCUGGCCAGGUUAGAAUCGAGUGGGAAAAGUGUACAAGAGGCAAUUGGACCAAUCUACGGGAAUACGCAGAAGCUACAAGUGCUAGGAACAAAUAUCGAUGGAGUUAUUUCAGCCAUACAGAGGAUCCGCCAGCCUUCGGACAUCAAGAGCAAUGAAGAGGAUAUAAUUCGGAAGGGCCCUGAGAAGGUCGGCCUGGCUUCCUUCUUGAGCUCUGUCAAACGUGUGAAUAAAGCGCUCUCCGAAUUAAAGCAGACGAAUCUCCGAUCGAACCAACAAGCGGUGGAAGAUUUGUCCAAGUUGCUGAAAUAUGGAAACGAGCAGUUGGAGCAACACUUUCAGAGGCUCCUUCAGGAAGACUCGAAGCCCAUUGAACCUUUACAUUACAUCACAAAAGAGAAACCGUUUCCUAUGCUUUCACAGGACAAGUCUACUCGAUUAGGUCUAAUCAACUCAUAUAUCGCAUCGGUUGCGAGGCAGUCCGGGUUUUCUCGCGACUCUCCUAUGCUGCAGGUAUAUGCCAAUGUCCGAGGUCCAUAUCUUGUAGCUACACUACAGAAUUUGGCUGCUGCAUCUGUCAAUACUGCAAAAAAGAAAUCCCCAGAUGCUGUGUAUCGACAAGGUACCAAUGGCAUGGGUACGUAUGCCAUGGGAAUGGAGGGAGCUUUCCUAGCCGAAUAUGACAACAUUUGCGGUCUAUUUUCUCGGGAUGAAUGGGGCAAAGUCUUCAAUUUGAGUUGUCAAGGAGCAAUUUCGGAACUUGCGAGAACUCUGAGAGAGCUGAAUUCACAUAUCAAAGCGAAUCUGACAACCGAUUGUUUUCUCGCCUAUGAAAUCAUCGAAAUCAUGUCGAACCUGUCAUCGAAUAUGGAAGGUCGGACAGGCGAGUUGAAGCCCUCGUUCGCUGCAGCACUGAAGCCAGUUCGAGAGACUGGCAAGUCAUCAUUGAGCGAACUGCACGAUGACAUCCGUCGACGUGUUGCAGGGCUUCCUGGAAUUCCGCAAGAUGCCGCUUCGCUGCCGAUCACGCAAGAAACAAUGACUCGUCUACAGACCAUGGUCGAUUUCCUACGGCCGAUCUCAAGCAUCAUGAUCUCUAUAGGUGAUGGGGGUUGGAAACCAAAUGCCUCAUAUAAUCAAUCCUCCGACCAAAUACCGACUCUCAACUCCUUCGAUGUAGGGGCAGACGGAAAGCAAAUCUUCGCAAAUUACAGCAUCGACACCAUCGAUAUCCUGCUCAGUUCCCUAGAACAAAGAGCAAGACCUCUUCUCAAAGGAAAGCCACCACUUGGCGUCUUCAUUGCCAACAAUGCCACAAUCGUAGACCGCAUGAUCCGCACCUCGGAACUCCAACCCCUCCUCCAAUCUCGCAUGGCCGAUAUCGACAAGUGGCGCAAGAACGGCGCCUCCCUCUACGGCUCUGCAUGGCGCGAACCCUCAACCCAUCUUCUCGAUGUGCAGUACACCAAUCGCGGCGGUCAACGACCACCCUCCGGCUCAGCAGCCGCCAUCGACUCAGCCGCGAUUCUCAAAGGCCUCAGCAGCAAGGAUAAAGACGCCAUUAAAGAGAAAUUCCGACUCUUCAAUACCAGCUUCGAUGAUCUGGUUCAGAAGCACAAGAGUAUGAGCAUGGAGCGCGAGGUUCGCGAGAUGCUUGGGCGCCAGGUACAGCAGAUGAUUGAGCCACUGUAUGGGAGAUUCUGGGAUAGGUAUCAUGAGGUUGAUAAGGGAAAGGGAAAGUAUGUCAAGUAUGAUAAGGGGGCUAUGUCAGCCGUCUUUUUGGCACUACAGUAGCCUCCCUCUGUCUUAUUUCCUCUCUUCUUUCCCUUCCUUCCAGAAGGUGGCUGGCUGCACAUAGGCAUGUAUAUGCGUUUGGGGGUGGGGCUUUCUUUUUUCAAUUCAGCGUGCAUCACGGAGGAGAGGACAAAUUUGCAAGAAUUAUUGGGGUUUGGUUGAUACCUAUGAGAUGAUACCAGGGAUUUUGGCGUUCUUUUCUUAUUUAUCUUAUUUUCAGUUCGCAUCUUGUUCACUUCGAAAGGCUUAUUUAUAUUUUGUAUUUAUGUAAGUAUGGAACAUUUGAAUUGCAUUGCAGAGCAAAGC